This is a messenger RNA of Culicoides brevitarsis, 3519 nucleotides long. RefSeq names its product DNA excision repair protein ERCC-5 (gene mus201). Gene Ontology annotation, molecular function: DNA endonuclease activity; single-stranded DNA binding. The record is from RefSeq and is a predicted model, not a curated record. Gene Ontology annotation, cellular component: nucleus. The coding region runs from base 38 to 3466 and encodes 1142 amino acids. Gene Ontology annotation, biological process: nucleotide-excision repair. The transcript has 4 exons. Lineage: Eukaryota; Metazoa; Arthropoda; Insecta; Diptera; Ceratopogonidae.
GAAUGUUUCGUGAAUUUCCAAUGAAAUUCUUUCAAAAAUGGGAGUUACUGGACUCUGGAAACUCAUAGAGCAGUCAGGGAAGCCCGUGCCCGUGGAAACUCUUGAAGGGAAAGUGUUGGCGAUCGAUAUCUCGAUUUGGCUUCAUCAGACAAUCAAAGGAUACCAAGAUGGCAAAGGUGGCGCCGUCCAAAAUGCUCAUUUGAUCGGACUUUUCAAUCGUUUGUGCAAACUUUUGUUUUAUCGGAUCAAGCCGGUGUUUGUUUUUGAUGGCGGGAUUCCACAAUUGAAGCGAAUCACGAUCGCAAAGCGUUCCAUGCAACGAAGUAAGACGCAGCAAGAAGCCAACCGGGUCGAGCAGGUCCUCUUAGAAGCACUAGCGAAUGAAAAACUCGUUCAACAAGCCUUGGGAAAGUCCCCAAAGGACAUUGUGUCACCGCGAAAGGCCAAACAACUGCGAGAAGCUGCUCAAAAACGGCAAGAAGACGACUUGUAUGCGUUGCCGCCGCUGGAAAAUGAGCUCGGAGUCGCUCAAUUGCCCACCGAAUUGAGUGACGAUGACGACGAAGAAGACAAUAAAUUCUUGGGAGACUUGGAAAUUGCUAAAAUUGACGUCACGCAUCCACUUUUCAAGCAACUUCCGGCAGAUAAACGUCACGCGAUCCUGUUUGAACUGAAAGAAACUCGCAAACAAUCGUCUUGGGGUCGUUUACACGAAAUGCCAGCCGAUGCGAACAAUUUUGCGGAAUUUCAGAUGAAACGUUUGCUCAAAAGACGCAACGUUCAAGUCUCUCUCGAGGAAGCUGAACUGGAAAUGGGAGGAAAAAGCUUGACUUUGAUGGAACUUGAUCAGCUCAUGCGAGAAGAUGGCAUCGUCGAAGGCGGCAGCGACGAAAUAAAAGGUCAGAGAAUCGCUUCCAACGAAAAUGCGAGAUUCGUUUACAUCAAAGACACGUUAAAAGCGAUCGAGGAGUCGAAAAAGACGUUGGAAGAGGAAAAAAUUAAGCAAAAUAUCCCGGAAGACGACGUCGAUCUUCAAAUGGCGAUCGCCAUGUCACUCCAAAAUGACGAUCCAGCCAACUUGGCACCGUUACCGGUGGCAAAAGACACAGAUAUCAAGUUGUCGUCACCGCAGCGAGCGAAUUUGCGAGAUGCCAACAAAGGUCCUGCGCGGGAAUACAUGCUGGAAUACGGUCUCGUGAACGAUGAAGUGAUCAAAGACAUGUUUCAGCACAAAGAAGCAACAAAAACGAAGGAAACAGAUGCAAUUAGUAUCACAAGUAGCACUGAUUCUGACUUUGUUGAUGUCCCCGAGGAGAAUUUUAGUCAUGAAACGAUUGUUCCGAUGGUUGAACCGUUUCCCUUGCCCGUCGCUUCACCUUCAAAGGACUUUAGACUUGAGGAUUUGAGGAAAUCUGAAGUAGUUGAAGUCAAAAUUGACCCGAUGGCGGCAAAAGUGGAUGAUUUAUUUGCAGAUAUUUUUAUGGAAAAUGCUGAAAUGGCAAAUAAACGUGCUUUGGAAGACGAUUCAGAUGAUUUGAACAAGACCCAACCGCUGGAUUUGACGGAAUAUGAACAUAUUUUGAAAGGAAAGUCGCCGUCGCCGAAUAAAAAGUUAAAAAUGGACUCGAUUGAGGAUGAAACUGAUGUGAAAAAGACUGAAGUUGAUAUUAAAGAGGCUGAAAAUGACGUAAAAAUGGCUGAAAAUGAUGAGCACGGGGCUGAAAUUGAAGUUAAAGAGACUGAAGUUGUUACAAAAGAAGAUAAAAAAGAUAUGAAAGAAGCUAAAAUUGAUGUUAAAGAGACUAAAACUGAUACUAAAGAGUCAAAAACACUCAAAAAUGAACUUAAAACACCCGAAAAAAAUAUUUCUCUUGAACAAAAACGACUAGAAAUGCUCAAAAAAGUCGAAAAUGAAUUAAAAAUGCUUCAAAAUGACGUAAAAACAGAAAAUAAGAGACCUGAAAUGGAAACUUCUGAACUCGAAAGUCCUUCAAAGAAACUUUGCCUCGAAGUUUCAACCAAAAUCGAACCAGAAACUAUCGAAAUUCUCGACAGUCAAGAAGAAAAAGUUCCCGACGUUUCCAUUAUCGAGCCGACAACCCCGAAAAAGGCACAAAAAUCCGAUUCUUAUGAAAUAAUCGACCUCUUGAGCCCCAAAAAAUCACCUUCAAAAGUACAAAUUUCUCCCAAUAAAGUUACCACAAAAGAGCCUGUCGCAAGUUCAUCCAAAUUUGUUCAACCUCCGGCACCAACAAUCCAAAAUUUACCAGAAGAUGAGGAGGCAUUGCGUGAAAUGGAACGAGAACUCGCGGCAAAAAGUCGCUCUUUGCAACAAGAAAUGAACAAAAAGGACCGUUUCGCGGUUUCAGUUACCGAACAGAUGAGUGCUGAUUGUCAGGAUUUGUUGAGAAUGUUUGGCAUUCCAUACAUCGUUGCUCCAAUGGAAGCUGAAGCAGAAUGUGCUUUUUUGAACAAACACGGACUUGUCGAUGGAAUUAUCAGCGAUGACAGCGACGUUUGGUUAUUCGGAGGCAGUUGCGUUUACAAAAAUUUCUUCGACAACAAGAAAAUCGUUUUGGAAUAUCGCGCCGAGAGCAUCAAAAAUCUCUUUCAUCUCGACCAACGAACUUUAAUCCAACUUGGGAUGCUUGUCGGUUCCGAUUACACGUCCGGCAUUCAAGGAAUUGGCACCGUAACCGCCAUGGAAGUCAUUUCCGCCUUCAGCAGCAACAAAAACGAUCACACCGACGAAGCCAUUUCCGUGAUUUCAGCUCUUCGCAAAUUCCGCGAUUGGUGGAUGAACGGCAAGGAAUGCACGGCACCGCAUUUAACAGAGUUAAAGAAAAAAUUGAAAAAAGUUUCGUUAAUCGAGGGAUUUCCGAAUUUGGAUGUCGUUAAAGCUUAUUUGUAUCCGGAAGUGGAUUUAAACGACGAACCCUUCACUUGGGGCAUGCCCGAUGUCGAAGCGAUUCUUGACAUGACUCGCAGGAAACUCGGAUGGACAAAAAGCAAAACGGAGGAUUUAUUGACGCCCGUGAUGAAAAAAUUGAACGAAAAACAAAUGCAAUCGAGUAUUAAAAAUUAUUUCAAAACCAAGGAAAUCACCAGUCACAAGGAUUUAGUCGUCAGUAAACGCACGGAAAAAUCAAUCCGACGCUUGGCGGGCGAAGUAAGUGCGGAAAAAGAGACAAAAACGAAGAAAAGAACGCAGAAAAAAGCAAAGGCAGGUCCCAGCAAGGAAAAAGUUGAAGAAGAAGUCCGUGAUGAAAGUCCUCCUCGCACAAAAAGCGUGAAAUAUGUUCGUCCAUCGCCGAAAAAGACUCCGGAAAAGAAAGAAACGUUGAGAAAACGGGUGCCUCGGAUACCUGAUCCAAAUCCUGUCAUCCCUCAAUUGGUGAAACGGCAAGAAGAAAUGGAGGAAAAUAAGAAAAAGGCAGCUGAAUUGUUUAAAAAAUCGAAAAAAUAAUUACUUCUAAAAUUAAUUUUAAUAAAAUUUUAUAAAAAUAAAAAAAAAUAUUC